AAAGAGAGGAAAAAAAAGGAAGAAACGCCGUUGUUCUCUUGGUAUCUCUCUAUCUCUCUCUGCAUUGCUACUGAGUAGAGGCGGCCGCAUGAAUCGAGACUUCUCUCGUCAGAAGAGAAGAGAUCUCUCGCCCCGCCCUUGAAAACUUGUCUGUUCUGUUUGUUACUCUACUAGUUCUAUAAGCGUUCGUGUGUGUGCGCUGCAGAAGACUGUGGAACAGAUUGGGCUGUGGAUUCCUUGACUGCCAGAAUGCCUCUAUGUAAAAGAAAACCGUUUCCGUUGGUCGAAAGGCCCCAGGAUUUAAAGCCUCAAGAGCUUGUAUUCCUGGUUCGGCUAACGAAAGAGAUUUUCAGGGAUUAUGGUGAAUACAUGAAUCGGAUAAAUCUAUAUUGCCAGAGAGUUUGGACAUGCAAGGUUACUGGAAAGACUAACUUGACUUUUGAGGAGGCAUUGGCGUCGGAAAAACAGGCAAUGGAAAAGGUUCAGCAGUUCCCAAAAGAACUAGUCACCCCUGUGCUGCAUGAUGUCCAAUUUAGCAUGCUCACACUAAAAGAUCUAGCCAACAAAAUUGCCACAAAGUUACAGGAGAAUUUGACCGAGGGCACUGAGCUGUAUGGAAAAACAAAUAAUCGGGUUUAUCCUUGCAAAAUAGUCAAAGUUCUUGUGGAAGAGCCUGACAGAACCCAAUACGAGGUAGUGUGGCUUGACAAAGACAAGAAAAUAACUGGAAAUGCGGUAGUGAAUGGAGAAGAUUUGGUACGGAAGAAGCUUCCUUUUAGUAGAGAAGUUCUGAAGUCUUUCAUAAGAGAAUCUACGUAUCGAAGUGUACCUUGGGUGCUACAUGAUAACUUGGCCAGGAAGCAUGGAAUCUCAACUGAUCCUCCUGAAGGGUUAAGAAGCAAAGUUUCCUUCCAGGAUGGACGUGUGGUCAUUAUUAGGAAAAGAAGUGUAAAAGAGGAAGAUGUACAAAACAAUGGGGGAGGAGAAGUGCUCAGGAAAUGUAAACGGAAGAAAUCUGGGAAGGAAAAUUUAGAAUCCUUAAUCCCUGAGAAAAAUUCUGAAAAAGAGCCCGUUAAAUAUCCAAUUGACGAUCUACUGGUUGAACCCGCUUCAAAUGAUCCAGUUUUCACUGAACGCCCUUCUCCGUCAGGGGACUUCAAUGUUCCCAUGGAGUGUGUUGGGGAUCUUUUAAUGACAUGGGAUUUUUAUUCUUCUUUUAGCAGACUGUUGAAUUUGUGGCCGUUUUCCCUUGAUGAUUUUGAAAAUGCUCUCUGCCACAAAGACAGCAACUUGAUCCUCAUUGUGGAAUCUCAUUUGGCUAUUCUUCGCUUGCUUAUAAAGGAUAACGGGGACUAUACCCUGGCUAUACAGAAGAAAAAUCGGAAGCCAAAGAUUACAUUAAUCACUUGGACGGAGUAUUUGUGUGACUUCUUAGAAAUGGUUGAUGUUGCUGAACUAUCCAAUCAUAUGACAACAAUUAGGCGGGGUCAUUAUGGCCUUCUUGACAUUCAUGCGAAAUUAGGAAUUUUGCGAGUAUUGGUUGCACAAGCCCUUAAUACGAACCUUAUUAGGAAGAAGUUGGAUGAAUAUGUCGAACAACAGCAGGUUCUUGCAUCUACAAGGAGAGAGGAAGCAUUGGAGGAAGGGAGAAAGAAGAGACAAGAUAAAGAACUUCUGAAGGCAGAGUCUCAUGGCAAGGAAAUUAUAGAAGGACGAAGUGGAGAGUCUGUAGGAAGCAGCUCAAACACAAUGGUGCAUGGAAAUUACAGCAAGCAGAAUGGUUAUGUAGCAGAUAAACGGAAUAAGGAUGCUGUCUCAUCUCCAGGGAAACAUGCAUUUAAGAACAUUUUAAAGGGACAAGUAGACACCACAAUGAGAAGGUAUGGAAAGCAACAGAAGGUCGAUGAUAAAGCUACAGUGGAUAUUAAAAAAGGUUCAGCUAAGAAGGGAGCUCAAAAACUGGCUGGGGAUGAUGGAUACAAAGCAAUGGAUAGGAGUAAAGAAUGUAGGAAAGAGUAUCUUGAAAGGGAGAUGGAGAAAAGAUUCAUUCGCACCAAUCCCAUGGGUAAAGACAAGAACUAUAACAGGUACUGGUUUUUUAAACGGGAUGGGAGGAUCUUCAUUGAGAGUUCUGACUCUGCACAAUGGGGCUAUUACAGUACCAAGGAAGAGCUUGAUGUCUUUAUGGGCUCACUGAACCGAAAAGGUGAGAGAGAGAGGGCCCUCAAGAAACAGCUGGAUAAGUAUUAUACUAGAAUAUGCUUGGAACUACAAAAGAGAUCAAAGGAGGUAGCUCACAAGAUUGCGACAGAUGAAGCUGUUCUCCGGAGGUCAACACGGGUUCGUGCCCCGCCUAGGAAGUACAAUCCCGCUGUUGCUUUCCUCAGGUAUGUUAACAAGUGGAAGGAAGACUAAUAACUAUUGUCGGAAUAUGAAGAAAGAAUUCGUUUUAGAAAUUGAAGAGCCUCUUCAUGAUUUCUUUAAAUGGAAAUUCGAGGUUAAGGGGGCCAGUAUGGGGUGGAGCAUUUUUUGGUUGUUUCCAGCCCCGUAAUGAUGGGAUGGGUAAUUGUAACUGAGCCUCUGUUUUCUAGAUGACCUCGUUCGGCAAUUUAAAUUACAGUGGCAUGUAUUUGUGGAUUCUUUAAAGAUUCGAAACUGUCUUUCAGUUUU
Messenger RNA from Rhododendron vialii, 2670 nucleotides. RefSeq lists its product as uncharacterized. The coding region runs from base 250 to 2415 and encodes 721 amino acids. The transcript has 11 exons. The record is from RefSeq and is a predicted model, not a curated record. NCBI's taxonomy places the organism in Eukaryota, Viridiplantae, Streptophyta, Magnoliopsida, Ericales, Ericaceae.